GCAGCAGCAUCAUUCUGUAUCCUACGAAGUAAUCCAAUUGAAGCUAUUCAGUCCAUAGCAUCUAUCUUUACUCUUCACUACUUCUCUACAUCAUCCGUGCUGUCUAUUUACAAUAACAGACAAAACAUCUCAAGACUAAACCACCACCAUGGUCCGCCAAACAACCUGGCUACUGCCUCUCCUGCUGCUCCAGGCCCUCCCCUUCGCCGUGACGCGUCCUACAGCCGUGAACGUGGACGUGCAAGUGCCCGAUGCAGACGCCUGUACUGAUGGCCAGGACUGCACUAUGAAUCUCCACGGCGGAAAGGAUGACGAUGACGAUGAUGACGAUGACAACGAUAUCACCGAUCAAGUCCGUCACAAGCAUCAUCAUAAAGACCAGAAUGAUGAUGGCGAUGAUGGUGACUGGGAUAGCGACAGUGACAGCGACUCUGACUCGGACGACGACUCUGACUCCGACUCUGAUUCAGAUGAUGAUGAUGAUGAUGAUGAUGAAGAUGACCACCACCACGGCAACGGCUGCGACAACAACGACAACGACGUGCAGACCAUCACCAUCACGACGAUUGAGCCGGGCCCAACCCAAGUUAUCACCGUAACCACCACCGCCACCGAAUCCAACACAGCGGGCCUCGUCCCAACCGACUGUCCAGCGACAGCAACAGAAACAGCGACAGAAACCACAACAGCAACAGAAACAGUCUCAGUCCCCGGCCCAGCCAUCACCGAGACCACAACAGCGACAGCCACCCAAACCGCAACAGCAACAGUGACUGAAACUGAAUCAGACAUCAUCACCGCCACCAUCACCGACACAUCCACCAUCACUCAACCCCCAGUGACCACCACCGAGACAAGGACACACACAGCGGUAUCCACAACAACAGAUACCGUCUCCUUCACCAUCAUACACACAGAUACGAUCACUAUCCCCGGACCGACUAUUACCGAGACGGAUGUUUUGACUGCUACUGCUACUAUUACCGAGAUGGAUACCAACACCGAGACUGUAACCCUCCCUGCAUCGACAGUGACAGAGACGGAUGUGUCGACAGUGACUCUCCCAGCAUCGACAGUUACGACAACGGAUGUAUCUGUCUCGACGGUGACUCUCCCCGCCUCAACAGUGACAGCAACAGCAACAACAACAGUCACCACCACAGACACAGCAUCCUGCCCCACCGAUACCCCCGGCGGCGACGGCGGCGACGGCGACGACGGCGACGACAACAACAACACCUCCAGUGGUAAUGACUACGGGCAAUGCACCGACCCGAGCAUCUCCUACCAAUACGGCCUGGACAACCGAACCGAAUGGAGUUUCAUCACGAACAACCAAGUGGACUUUGAUCACGGGAGUUCGACGACCAUCGAUACGUUGAUGAACUUUGUGUGUAAUCGGUUGAUUAGCCCGUGUAAUGCGCCCCAGGAGACGAUUGAUGCGUGCUAUGCGGCCGAGGAUGAGGUCAAUAGUAGUGGGCUUGUUGGGCAGGAUGCGGCGGAUUUGUGGAAUGAGUUGAUGGCUUAAUCUAUUCCAUAUAUUUCAGUUAUUUAUGUAUGGAUUUGAAAUGGGGAGUGGGAGUUGGGUAGGUGGAUAUCAGUAAGGCAUGGGAUUUGUUGGGUUUAUUGCAUUGUUUAUUGAUAUUGUUUGUUGAGUUGGUUUUUCUGUUAUGUUCUGUCUGUUCUGCAUUGGUGCAUCUAUAUUGUCUGCAUUAGGGUUACUGCAUACUUGGUUAAUCUAAUACAUCUGCUCACCACUCAGUCACUGAAGUCCAU
This is a messenger RNA of Aspergillus vadensis CBS 113365, 1776 nucleotides long. RefSeq lists its product as uncharacterized. The transcript has 2 exons. The record is from RefSeq and is a predicted model, not a curated record. NCBI's taxonomy places the organism in Eukaryota, Fungi, Ascomycota, Eurotiomycetes, Eurotiales, Aspergillaceae. Bases 149 to 1528 code for a protein of 459 amino acids.